This is a messenger RNA of Neltuma alba, 973 nucleotides long. RefSeq names its product 40S ribosomal protein S5-like. The transcript has 4 exons. Gene Ontology annotation, molecular function: RNA binding; structural constituent of ribosome. Gene Ontology annotation, cellular component: small ribosomal subunit. The record is from RefSeq and is a predicted model, not a curated record. Lineage: Eukaryota; Viridiplantae; Streptophyta; Magnoliopsida; Fabales; Fabaceae. Gene Ontology annotation, biological process: translation. The coding region runs from base 78 to 695 and encodes 205 amino acids.
GUUCUCGACAGUUGGCCCUUCCGCUGCGGCAACGAGCUCGUCGGGGUCUCUGGUGCAGGCGAAUAAGGUAAGUUGCUAUGGCGGCCGCGGUAGCUCAACCUCAAAGCCAUGACUUCAUCGAACCGGUCAACGAUGUCAAGCUCUUCAAUCGUUGGACCUUCGAGGAUGUUGAGGUGAAUGACAUAUCCCUGGCAGAUUACAUUGGUGUGGCUCCUGCCAAGCAUGCAACCUACGUGCCUCACACUGCAGGGCGAUAUUCGGUCAAGCGUUUCAGGAAAGCACAAUGCCCUAUUGUGGAGAGGCUCACCAACUCUCUUAUGAUGCACGGACGAAACAAUGGGAAAAAGCUGAUGGCAGUGAGGAUCAUAAAGCACGCCAUGGAAAUUAUCCACUUGCUUACUGAUCAAAAUCCAAUCCAAGUUAUUGUUGAUGCUGUGAUCAACAGGGAAGAUGCUACACGAAUUGGGUCUGCUGGUGUUGUCAGACGUCAGGCAGUGGAUAUUUCUCCCCUGCGUCGUGUGAAUCAGGCUAUCUAUCUCCUUACUACAGGUGCUCGUGAGUCUGCAUUUAGGAAUAUCAAGACAAUCGCAGAAUGUCUGGCUGAUGAGCUUAUCAAUGCUGCAAAGGGAUCAUCAAACAGCUAUGCCAUUAAGAAGAAGGACGAGAUUGAGAGAGUUGCCAAGGCUAACCGUUGAGGAAUGGAAGAGAGGCUCAUGGACAGAAGUUUUGCUCCUGAGUUUGUUUUGUUUCUGACCUCCUGUGGCUUUUUUUACUGCUGGACCUUAAUUAAAGAUAUGAUUGCGAGCUUGUUUCAUUUCUUGAAUAUUGAAUAGCUUUGAUUUUAUAAGAUAGAUGUUAUUUCUCGAAAAAGACCCUCUAAUAUUCUGCCAAAAAAAGAGAGACUAUCAUGAGCUGUAGAGUACUAUGAUUCAAUCUGGGUGCUCAUCAAUCAAAUUAGUUGGAAUGAUCUAAA